This is a messenger RNA of Magnolia sinica, 2317 nucleotides long. Its product is annotated as actin-related protein 5. The record is from RefSeq and is a predicted model, not a curated record. Gene Ontology annotation, cellular component: Ino80 complex; cytoplasm. Gene Ontology annotation, biological process: regulation of DNA-templated transcription. The transcript has 12 exons. NCBI's taxonomy places the organism in Eukaryota, Viridiplantae, Streptophyta, Magnoliopsida, Magnoliales, Magnoliaceae. Bases 55 to 2220 code for a protein of 721 amino acids.
CUCUGAAAGAUGGGAGUGUAGGGCGAGAGAGAGAAAGACAGAGAGAGAGAGAGAAUGCCAUACAUAACACGGCCAUUGCGACAAUCGGAUUACAAUCUGUUUCCUCCAGACACUCCAAUCGUCAUCGACAACGGCGCCUCCAACUUCCGAAUCGGAUGGGCCGGAGAGUCCGAUCCCCGCCUCGGCUUCCGCAACGUCGUCCAGCGUCCUCGCCACAAAGCAACUGGUGAAACUGUCACCAUUGUUGGCGAUCAUGAUCCUACAUUAAUGAAAUAUUUCGAUUGCACACGAUCUUCACAUCGUUCUGCCUUUGACAGCAAUGUUGUUUAUCAAUUCGAAAUAAUGGAAUACAUUCUUGACUUUGGAUUUGAACGUAUGGGUGCAGAUGGUUCAGAGGUGGACCAUCCCAUCCUGAUUACAGAGUGUGCCUGCAAUCCAAUUCAGUCUCGUAGCAAAAUGGCAGAAAUUCUCUUUGAGACAUAUGGUGUACCAUCACUGGCUUUUGGUGUUGAUGCUGCAUUCAGCUACAAGUACAAUCAACAACUCGGACUGUGCUAUAAUGAUGGUCUUGCUGUAUGCUCAGGAUUCACAACCAGUCAUGUUAUCCCAUUCAUUUAUGGGGAACCUGUUAUUGAAGCAUGCUGCAGAACUAACAUUGGCGGAUAUCAUGUCACUGACUAUUUGAAGCAGCUUCUUUCACUUAAAUACCCACAUCACAUGACUAGCAUUACAUGGGAUAAGGUUGAAGACCUGAAGAUGGAGCACUGUUAUAUAGCUCCGGAUUAUGCUUCAGAACUGCAAUUGUUUCAGAAAGGGUCGAAGGAAGCUGAAGAGAAAACUAGGUGCUGGCAGCUCCCAUGGAUCCCUCCUCCCCAAGAAGAAGCACCGUCGGAAGAAGAAGUUGCAAGGAAGGCAGCUAUAAGGGAAAGACAAGGCCAACGGCUGCGUGAAAUGGCUGCAGCAAAGAGGACUUCAAGAAUUACAGAGCUUGAAAAUGAACUUCAGGGCUUGGAAUUUCUUCUGCAGCAGCUGGAGCAUGUGGCAGAGCAUGAGAUUUCAUCUUUUCUAGCUGUAACUGGCUAUAUCUCCAGGCAAGAAAUAGAGUCUGCUGUGGUAAGAGUUACACAAUCACUACGGAAAGCAAAGGGUGAACCACUCGAAAUUGAUGAGAAAGUUGAGUCUCCAUCAGCCGAGAAGUUUCAGCUGCUUGGUGUUCCCGACAACAUGCUCACGCCUGAGCAGCUAAAGGAAAAGAGGAAGCAGACGUUUCUCAAGACAUCCUCUGAGGGCCGGCAGCGUGCGAAACAGAAACGAUUUGAAGAAGAAUUAGAAAGGGAAAGGCAAAAUCAGCAGGAUGAGGAAAAACGGUUAGAGAAUCCUGAGCGAUAUUUAGAACAGCUACGUGCCAAACAUAGAGAGCUCUCUGAAAAAGUUGAGCAGCGGAAACGACUGAAGACAAACGGCGGCCGUACUAAUGGGAACCAAAAUCUGUCGGGUGGUGUGGGCCGUGGCGAGCGGUUGAAUGCUGCCCAGAAAGAAAGGAUGCGCCUCUUGACGACAGCAGCAUUUGAUAGAGGGAAGGGUGAGGACACUUUUGGGGCUAGAGAUGAAGAUUGGCAACUCUACAAACUGAUGAGCAAAGAUGAUGAUGAUGACGAUGAUGGGCUGGAUGAGGAUGAGGCAGAACUUUCUCGUAUCAGUACUCGGCUCCAGGACAUAGACCCAACUUUUGUUCCAAAAUUAGACAUUGGACCUUUUCAAACUGUCUCGGAUCUGCCACGGUUCCGUCCUCUCACAGCCGAAGAUUUCCAGAUUGUGCUUGGGGUUGAAAGGUUCAGGUGCCCCGAAAUCCUCUUUCAGCCAAACAUGGUCGGCGUUGACCAGGCAGGCCUUGACGAGAUGGCAGGUAUCUCCAUAAGGAGAUUGCCCAUGAAGGAUGAUUCUAUUGAGGAGAGGAUCACCAAUUCGAUCCUUAUGACUGGUGGGAGCUGUCUGUUUCCUGGCAUGGAUGCACGUUUGGAAGCUGGGAUUCGGAAAAUACGCCCGUUCCAGUCACCUAUAAGAGUAAUCAGAGCAUCUGAUCCCAUUCUGGAUGCAUGGCGGGGUGCGGCUGCUUGUGCUGCUGCGAUUGGAUUCUCCAAGCAAACCUUUAGCAGGCAGGAUUAUUACGAGAAAGGUGAGGAUUGGCUACGGAGAUAUCGACUGAGGUAUUCUCUAUAAUUGGAAUAUCAUAUGCUUAAACCACAUAACUGUUGCUAUUAGAAUUUAGACAUGACGGUAGAUAACCAAGAAGUUAGAAAAAUGAGUAAAAUCCUCC